AUAUUGCGCAUUUGAGUGUUCGUGUGUUUUCUUCACCUUGUCUUUUUCACUGCUACGAGUAUUUUAGGGCGGAACACGAAUUCAGCCGCCAAUAUGAAGUGGUUGGCUGCAAGUGCUUCGCAGACAGUAGCAGCGCAGCAGCGUUUUUGCGCUCUUCUUAUUAUAAGUUAAAUAUGCAAUUUGAAGAAUUUCGUUGGAAAUAUUAUAAUUUCUACAAUAUUAUUUUGGCUUGUCUUAAACCAUUUUGAAUAUAUAAUUUGGCAAAUUAUUUGGUUAUAGAUUGGUGGUAUCGCUAAACCGCUAACGCUAACCGAAAUGUUUACUGCGUGAGCACAGUGUGUUGAAGUGCCAAGCGUGCGUCAACUAGAUUGACAACUUAAACCGCUUUAAUUGAAGAGAUUUUAUAACAAAUACUCGCGUAUAAAAUUAAUAUUUAUAAUUUCAUGCAUCAAUAAUUUCCGCAGUUUAAGUGAAAUCCAUUAUUUCGUGCACUUAUGGUAUCACUGUGCAGCGAGCGAACUAGUGAGUACUUACUAGUGACUUAAAUAUUGGCGGUUUUCGCCGCCACCUUAUGACGUGCACCAGCUGUUUACGAAGCCAGCCGAGAGCGGCGCAAAUCAAGAGAAUAUGUACGUAAUGCUUAGCAAACGCAUAGUCUCUGCAUACAACAAACAAAUAACAUGAACAGACGCAUGUUCAUAUGUGCAAAUGUAUGUGCUAAACACGAGGGAGCCAUCCAGCUGGAGUCCGUAUGCCAAGCGUAGCACCAUUGCUGCUGCUGUAUAAAGAGCACUCAUUCAUUAAUGCAUUUAUGAGCGCACGUCAGAGAGUCGCCGGUACAUGCGGCCGUCCAUUUCCGCGAGGAAUCUCCGCUGAGCGUAUAGUACUCUGUUACUCAGGCGCGUAACUAGACUAUUUCAGUGCUUCGCAUGUCGCUUUGAUUGUUGGUCGUGUUGUCUGGUGUCGGUGUCGUUCUCGUCGUCCCGUGCCGUAGUAGACAUCCGUCGUCAUUGCUCUUUUACUUAUUUCGAGACGCGCUGUUGGUUGUUCGGCUUUUAUGUAUUUGAACAUAUGUACAUAUACUGUUUUUGUUAUCUGGUCAGGCGGUUUUGUAUGAAUAGUACUUCAAAGAAUAAACGAAGCCCCAAACAUCGCUACACACUACUUGAAAUAUUCGGGAAAUGUCUCACUGAAUAUUAAAUUUGUACAAAAUGAAAUUAAACGACAAAGCAAACGAAAUGUAUAAAUAAAUACCAAGAAAGUAUCAAAUAAAAAGCGUCUAAAAGGGAAUCUCUCAACUGGUAUAUACAAGUAUGUAUGUAAAUACUUGGAAAACGACAACGUUUAAUACUAUUUCGAAAACUAAAUUCGCAACUGGGUAGUUAUAUAGUAAGAAAUAGUGGACCAAUAACCAGAUACUGUGGUCACCCACGCCUUACCCUAACAAAGAAUGCAGCUCGUUUGUUACUGGAGGUCGCCGCGGUCGGCUGCUGUCUUCUUCUAUUAGUCGUCUACCAACGUUUUGUUGAUUUGAAAUCGCCGGAACUCUGAAGCGAAGUCACUCGUUCGCCACAGCUCAGCCGCACUGUUGAAUACAGUAUUCAAUUGUCAGCCAACAGCAAUUCAUAGUAGCAAAUCCACACACGGGGUACCUGUCUGUCUACAUUCAUACAUACUCAACAUACACAAAUGCGCACACAUACAGGCACGCAUACAGUGUACAAAAUAUGAGAAUCAAAGCGCAAAUGGGAAAUUCAUAAAAAUAAAAUAAUUAUUCAGCAGCACAUACAUACAUAUCUUUAGCGGCCUUGUCAUCGGGGAACAAAUCGAAUUCCGUGUUGCUGUUUUUGCAUUUUGUGAAUUUGUGUAUAGAGUUAGUAGCAAUCCAACAAAGCGCACCAAAUUUAGCAAACGCGACGUGAAAUUCGCAAUAUUGGCCAAUUGUGUACUUUGAAGCCGCCAUUAUCGCUUGAAUUGUGCAGGGUGGCAGCAGCAGCAGCAACAACAACAAAAAAUAAGAAAACGCAAGGCGCCAAUCGGUUUUUCGACGCUAAUCGGUUAAAGCAGCCGACUGGCUUACUGGCUGAGUGGCGCUCAUCACACUGUCAGCCAUACCAAAUCACGCGUACCACCCCGCACUAAUGUGGCCGUUGUCCCCUUAGUCAACCAUCAUCUACUGCCUGUCGCGCUUAGAACUUGAAAGCGUUCGGCAUUAAACUGUGAUAUACUCUAAUACUUUGUUAUCGUCGUUACACCGUAUAUUAAUUACGUUCAUUUUGUUUUUUACAUUACAUUAUUACAUAUUUGUGCGCGUGAAUAUGUGGGCUUGGUUUUCAUCCGUUUCGUCGGCGGCGCCGUUGCUGUAACUCGUUGCCUUCUCACAUUGUUGAGGGCGGAAAUAGCCGCCACGCCGCAAACGUUGUCGUGUGUAUACGUAAAAUAAAUUGCAAAUAUUUUACAUUGUUUUUAAGAAAAUGCGCCAACAAAUUGUCGAUGUGGCAACGCUCGUCGCGCUUUUGAACAUCUUCAGCUACGCGAAAGUAAAAUAAAGUGACUCAAUAUUUUUGGUGGCCGGGAAACGCGCAGUAGAAUUGCAAAAUUAGUGUACAAAAUCUUUAUAUUCUAUCUACUGCCAUUCUACUUUCUACAUACAUAUACAUAUGUAUGUAUAUUUCUACCACGCGGGCAAAAAGUGAAAAAUGGGGGCCACCUUCCACUACUAAUGAAGAACAACAGCAGCAGACGAGCAAGAAUACUGUUAACUAUCUUACAACUCAGCAGUCUUAUGCGGAUAUUGCACACAAACACACACGCAUAAAUACACACUCAUACACGCACAUAGUGUUGGAAACGUCAAAAACGCCAUCGAAGCAAAUAGUCAAGUGCUACAAGCGGCAACAGCAGCAGCGAAAAAUGCACAUAGUGCCGUAGAACGUAAAAAGAUGAAAAUAAUCCUUAGGUGCUAAUUUAGUGAAUAAGAAAAUUUUAAGUACAAUAAAAAAGUUAUCAACCGCAACAACAACAACCACAAACCAACUAGUAUAACUCAAAGGAAUAGCAAGAAACCACGGAACCAGAAAGUACUAAAUCAAAAAUAUAAAUAAAAAAAAAACAAGAAAAAAGUUUUUAAUUAGAAAUCAAAUAAAUUCAAAGCUCUCUUCUUCGUAACGAGAAUCGGCGUAGCGAGAAAAGGUGAUUAAAGCAAGCGGAAAUAGUAAGACUAAGCAAAUAAACUGCCAGAGAAAUGCGCAUUGAACAGCAACACAACUACAAAAACAAAAACAAAAAGAAUUGAGCACUAAACGAAAAAAGUAGAAAGCUAAACGUCGAUGAAUACGUACAAUACGCCAACAAAGCCAAAAUUAGUGAAGAAGAAAAGAAACGAAAGCAAAACGCAGAGCACAUAACUUGGGAAAAGUGAAUAUCACGUUUAAAAACCUAAAUAGUCUUACAGAUAUACUAUAUUUUUAUAAGUAAAGAGUUUCUAAAACUAAGCAGUAUAAAAAGCAACAAUUUUACAAGAAAAGAGCGAAGUAAAAUUUUAGUUUAAAGUUAAUGCACAGUUGCAGCCGUAAGUCCACAGCAGCAGCGCUGAGAAUCCGCAAGCAAGUUCAACAAUCAACACGUAAUCCAGUAAACGCGGUUUCGCGAGAGCCAGAAACAACGCAAACGGUUUCCACGCAACAACACAUACACACAUACCGGCGUUUCAGCUUAUUUAUUAGUCGCUGACAGACACAGAAGGGCCGGCACCUAGGACAGACAGACGCUCACACGCGAACCGCGCAAAGAUGCCCAAAUAUUUCAUAGCUACGGCGGCAACAACAGCGGCAGCAACAUCAGCAGCAAAUACGGCCUACAACAAUAAUAACGGCGGCAGUAGCAACAAUAACAAUAAUGGUACAUCGCAAAUGGUUAUUAAAUCAGCGGUGCGGCAACUGUCCUACGACCUGGUCAGCACCAGUGGCAAGAACACAACGAAACGGAAUUCCAAUACGGCAUUUGUGACAACGUCAUCCUCCGGCUCGUCAUCGCCCGUAUCGAUUAUGAUGCAAGGCGGUGAGCACCAUCAGCGACAACUAAAGACACAAGUGAUUAGCAGUGCAGCGUCGGCGCCGACAGGCACGCAUCUGCUGGAUCACGGCUAUGGUGUGACGAUGAAGCUACAACCAUCGACAUCGGCGUCGACAUCAACAUCAACGGCAGCGGGCACGACGGCGGCGGCGGCGACGACGACGACGACAACGGCGUCAACUCAUUUCACCGGAAAGUACACGUCGACGGUGGCGACCAGAAAUCCCUCUGAUUCCACACCACACAUAACGGAGUACUAUAAACAAGUGAAACGACGCAAUCCCACACCUGUGUCCGAACAAAGCAGCCACCCCAAGAAACAAGCCAAACAUCAAUAUGCGUCCGAUGAUUUUUCCAGCAAUGUGGUGGUGGUACAACAACAACCACCACGCUCACAACAAUACCAGCAUAAAUCCAGCAAACAACAAGUGUUGGUUCGCACCAACACACAAACGCAGCGCGUUGCAUUGUCAGCGCCUGGUUCAACGUUACAGUUCGCUGCGCCCUCACCGCAACCACAACGCCCGCCAUCGUCUGCCUCAUCGACAUCAUCGUCAAUUGCAUAUAAAUCGGGCACACCCUCAUCCGCCUCUUCAUUACCCGCCUCGAAGCGUACACCUGAAGGCAAUCGUGCCGACACCUCACUUGGUAUAUUAACGAAAAAAUUCGUCGAUUUACUGCAAGGCUCACCGGAUGGCGUUGUUGACCUCAAUGAUGCGUCAACCAAAUUGCUGGUACAAAAGCGACGCAUUUACGACAUAACGAACGUGCUAGAGGGUAUUGGCAUACUGGAAAAGAAAUCGAAAAACAACAUACAAUGGAAGUGUGGCAACUCACUGGUGAGUUCGGAUCGUACGCGCGAAAUGCAACUGGAGAAUGAAAGACUCGAACAAAAAGAGAAUCAGUUGAAUAUGCUGAUCGAUCAGAUACGUGAGGAAUUGAGUAGUGAGAUUUCGAAUAACAAUCAAUUGGCCUAUGUGACGCAUACCGAUUUGAAAAGUGUCGAUCUGUUUAAAGAUCAGAUAAUAAUUGUUAUUAAAGCGCCACCAGAAGCCAAACUUGUGUUACCUGACACACUUUGUCCACGUGAAAUCUACGUUAAGGCCGAAAAUAAUGGCGAGAUUAACGUAUUCCUGUGUCACGACAAUUCACCCGAAAAUUCGCCAACAUUCUCCUCGCCCGCCGCCCCGCCAUACCGCCAGCAACCGCAUCAAUUCAACGAUCCGCUUUUCAAUAAUAUCAGCCGAUUGACACCAAGUCUUGAUGACGACAAGCGCAUGCGACUAGGUCUACCCCCACUCUCAGCGUCAAACGCUACAACUACCACGUCCACGGGCAAUACAUAUCCCGACAGUGCCGCACCCAUCGUACGCUCAGCACAACGAAAUCUCAAUAAAUCGAUUGAGGAUGCCGCACGUCAAAUCGCUGCUGGUCCGGCCAAUGGUGCUGGUGUCGAUGGUGCAACCGAUUAUAAUUGUGAUAUCGUUGGCAAUUACCAUACACAGCAACAGUCCAGCAGCAGCAGCCAUUCUGUUGCGCAUGAUGGCAACGACUACACUAUACAACCGACUCUGACGCGGCCGGUGUUGACGCAAGCCGAAGCUGAACGCAUUUACGAGCAAGAUUUCGAUUGUGAAAUGUUUGGCAAACGUAAAAUGAAUGCUGCGUACGGCGUUGCCGGUAGUCAAAGACAACAACAGCAGCAACAGCAACAGAAUAGUGAUUCAUCAAACCACAAUACGCUUAAUAGUUGUAGUAACAAUAGGAAGGCAGGUCUUAAAAACGAUGUAUCCAUGGUGAAUAGUGCAAUUGAGGAGCAUAAAGCAGCAGUGGCUGCAGCAGCGACGUCAGUUACAGCCGUAUCGGCGGCAAAGACGACGGUUAUGGGCACUGCAGAAACGGUGCCACCGUCGGCAGUAAAUAAUAGUCGGGAAGCUGCCGACGACGAAACUGCCGCAGUUACAACGUCGGUGGUGUCGUCAUCAUCAAUGGCUAUUACGCAUAAUACAAAAACCUCAAUGUUUGGUGGUGCCGGUGGCGCAGUGAACGCCAGCCGGCAUUCCUCCAGCGAUAGCGGCGAUAUCAGCCGCUUGGACUCACAUUUGGCGCACAUGGUCGAUUCAAAUGGCGGUACAGGCGUCCGGAACGCACUCAUUUCGAAUUCAUUGAACCUGCUGAGUCCACCGCCAUUGUCAGGCGUGCAGAACUACUUUGAUGAUCUGCCACCGUUCCUACCCAUCGAACCACCGCUAGAUGUUGACUACAACUUCUCACUGGAUCAAACGGAGGGUCUUAUCGAGUUAUUUAAUGACUUUGCCUAAACUUUUAAAAUAUAUUAAUUGAAGAAAUUUAAUAUAUAUAUAUAUAUAUGUAUAUAGUAUAUAUAUAAAUAUAUAUACAUAUAUAUAUAUUAAUACACAAAUAGUUAUGUAAGCAAGUAAAAAUUAAAUCAAUGUAUGUAUAUGUGUAGUAAUAAUCACAACCACCAAUAAAAACUGCAAAAAAAAAUUUAAAAAAUAUAUUAACAACUUCUGUAUGCUAUUGAAUGGAAAUUGAAGUAAUAUUAACAUAUUAUUACUAUUAUUAUUAUUAAUUUAAUUUUAUAAAUAUAUUCUUUAUAUAAAUACAUAUAUACUUUAUAUAUACAUAUAUAGUUAAUAAGAAUUGUUAAUACAUACAUACAGAAAAUGCAGUAAAAAACAAGAAACAAAAACAAAACCGAAUGCUCUCACACCUCAGAAUUUAAUAUGUGUAAAAAUAAAAUAAAAUUAGCAUUUGAAAUCAAAUAAAACAAAACGGGGUUUAGGGUUGCGUGAAAAUGCGGCGCUCAUUCAUACACUUGUAUACAGUUCAUUGUUUGUUUUAAAUUAAUAAUUUUUAUAUGCGAGUACAUACAUAUUUUCCAUAUAUAUUGCAUAAAUAUAUUACAUACAAAUUGAAAAAGAUGUUAAUAUGUACGAUUAUUAAUGCAUAAUUAAUAAUGUAUGCAAUCAAAUACAGAAUUUGCGCACACACACACACAACAACAGCACAUAAAACUAGCAAACUACUUUUAUAGCCCUGAAAACCAAAAACAAAAUAAAAUAAAUGAAAGCAAAAGCAAAAGUAGUGUGCAGAGCAGUUUAUUAUAAGAACCUAAUAAAGAAACACAAAUAAAUUAAUAAAUACAAAUAAUGAAGCAAAAAAAGCCAGCGUGUAGCGUUAAAUUAAUAGCAUUGCUAUAUUAUACAAAAGCCUAAAAAAUUAUAAAACCAUAGCAUGGCAAGUGCAAGCCUAAAUGAAAGCAGGCAGGGCUAAACAAUAUUGUAACUGAUUUUUUUUUUUGCAAAAAUUAUAGUUUGUCUCUAAUUUCAACAAAUUAAUUUCAAUGUGAAGAAAUGAAUGCAAAUUUAAAAAACAAUUUAUUCGACUUUCCUUAAGUCAAAAGUAGAUGAAUUCUGAAAAUAAAUACCGUUAAAAAAACAUUUCCACAAAUAAGCUUUUAAGAGCAUGCUUCAGUUGCAUAAAUUCUGUCAAUGACUCCAAUUAACUCAUGCAAGCUGAAAACCACGUUACUACUUAAUAACAUUGUUAAGCAAAUGUUUAACUAUGCUUGUCAUCUGCAGGUCACUACAAUUUACGCUACAGUUAAAACGUGUGUCGAACUGAUUUAAAGACAAUUACAUUUACAUAUUUUACUCAUUAUUAGUUUUCUGUUGAGUGUGUUUUAACCAAAAAAAAUUGUUUAAAAAAAUAAAAUAUUUCACAAAGAAAUAAUGUGAAAAUACCAAGAAUGUUACAUAUA
Messenger RNA from Bactrocera dorsalis (oriental fruit fly), 7858 nucleotides. It is a transcript of the gene E2f1, whose product is annotated as transcription factor E2f1. Gene Ontology annotation, biological process: regulation of transcription by RNA polymerase II. NCBI's taxonomy places the organism in Eukaryota, Metazoa, Arthropoda, Insecta, Diptera, Tephritidae. Gene Ontology annotation, cellular component: RNA polymerase II transcription regulator complex. Gene Ontology annotation, molecular function: RNA polymerase II cis-regulatory region sequence-specific DNA binding; protein dimerization activity; DNA-binding transcription factor activity, RNA polymerase II-specific. The coding region runs from base 3792 to 6395 and encodes 867 amino acids. The record is from RefSeq and is a predicted model, not a curated record. The transcript is spliced from 6 exons.